Messenger RNA from Dunckerocampus dactyliophorus (ringed pipefish), 2598 nucleotides. RefSeq names its product SREBF pathway regulator in golgi 1 (gene spring1). The transcript is spliced from 5 exons. Lineage: Eukaryota; Metazoa; Chordata; Actinopteri; Syngnathiformes; Syngnathidae. Gene Ontology annotation, biological process: positive regulation of SREBP signaling pathway. The coding region runs from base 452 to 1054 and encodes 200 amino acids. The record is from RefSeq and is a predicted model, not a curated record.
UUUCAGCCGCUUCCGUGUUGUACAAUGUUUUGCUGAUGUGGAAUAGCGAACGCAGAGGUUUUUAACACUACAGCUGUUUAUUGCGCAGUAUGUAACUACUUGGUUUCGUUAGCGAAUCUUUUUGUUGUUAACAGCGUUUCUAUUUUUGCACUAGUUGUGUUUGUGAAGUCAUAGGUGAGUCAUUUGGGCGCUGGCUAGCUAGCAAGCUAACAAAGCAGGCCCCAAGUCAGCACUGAAUUAUCGCGUUGUUUUUUGUGGAAAAAAUACAUAAUUAUAUGCAUUUAUAAAUCAGCAUGGGUUAAUUAUAACUAAUGUGUUUGUGUGCGCGCUCUGAUUGUUGUUUUGUCGGACCAAGCUAGCUUAAGCACACAGGUCACAGCUAACUGCUGAGAUUGACUUGAUUGGGAGGGUUGGAUGUUUCGGGCUGGUGUCUGGGUGUCAAAGUCAUGCCAUGAUGGUCCUGCGGCGGCUCCUGCGGAAGCGCUGGGUGCUGGGAGUCGUCUUUGGGCUUUCUCUCAUCUACUUCCUCACCAGUACACUCAAACAGGAGGAGCGGACCAUACGGGACCGCACGCUCUUGGAGGUUAGGGAUUCGGACCACCGCAUCCCUUGGAAGGUGCGCUUCAACCUGGGGAACAGCAGCCGCCAGAUGAGCCAGUGCAGGAACUCCAUACAAGGAAAGAUGCUGCUGACGGACGAGCUAGGUUACGUGUGCGAGAGGAAAGACUUGCUGGUGAACGGCUGCUGCAACGUCAAUGCUCCCAGCACGCGGCAAUACGUCUGCAAAAGCUGCUUGGCCAACGGCUGCUGUAGCGUGUACGAGUACUGCGUGUCUUGUUGCCUCCAGCCUGAUAAGCAACCUCUGCUGGAGCGCUUCCUGAACCGUGCCGCCGAAGGCUUGCAGAACCUCUUCGUUGCCGUGGAGGACAUCUUUGAGCUGUGCCUGGCCAAGUGUCGCACCUCCUCACAAAGUGUCCAACAUGAGAACACGUACCGGAACCCCCAAGCCAAGUACUGCUACGGAGAGAGCCCUCCAGAACUCCUUGUACUGUAAGAGUCGGACUUGUGCGGCACAACGGAAAGGAAACAGACUUUGCCAUUGUUGGCAUCCACACACAAAUACUGUACUGUUUUUGUUUUGUUUUUGUUGUUUUUUUACACUUCAUAAGUGCAUCAACCGCUUCCAUCCAGUCAUCCGUGAUGAUCAUCAGGCAGCUCUUUGCUCAGCACCAGUCAUGAAUUCACGUCUCUUGUACCUCCACCAAGGAGGCCUCGGCUCCCUGGAGUGCCAUUGUAGUUUUAAAACUGUCAAAUUGUGUCAUCAAAUGUAUCGUGCAUGUUUUGGAAAUGAGUAAAAGCGAUUGUGAAAGCGUAUGUGACAUUGGUUUGAGGCAGCCUGGAAGACAUGCAAGAUGCAAACAAAUGAGGAAGUGUCUGGUAAUGAACAAAAUACUCGUGUGUACAAUCGCAGAAGGCCCAGACAGUGUUCAUGCUGCUCCCUUCCAUCUGUCCACAUGUUCCGCCAUGAUUGGAGUCCAAAGCGGUGACUCCUCCUAGCGCCCUGUCACGGUGCCUUCAAGGGACGGAUGGACGUGGGACAAUUAAUCAUCCUGAAGGCUGAGCAAGCAAAACAAAAAUGUCCUAAUUGGGAAACCGGUUGGUGUCUUUGGCAGCUUGAUUAAUUCUGCCACUGUGGAGAAACAUCACGUUGGAUUGAGCGGUUUGAAGCCCAACGUGAUCAAAACAAUACUGCAGGAUAAUACGUCAAACGUGAGCAUUUUGGGACUAAUUCAGGCAAAAGCUGAACUUCUUAGUGAUGCAAGCAUGAUGAGUUUUCUUUAACACAUGCUGGAGCAGGUUGGAUGUCCACAGUUUUUACCAGUAUUUACAGGGAACAGGUCUACGCUUUUUUAAUUAACAGAACACUUGAAUAAAGGCUUUUUUUGUGUGCAAAGUCAAGUUCUCAUAAAACUAUACAAAGAAUUCAGCACUGGUAAAUUUCAUUUCAGACCCGACUACGCUCUAGGGCAGGGGUCACCAACGUGGUGCCCACGGGCACCAGGUAGCCCCCCACGACCACAUGAGGUGCCCGCAAGCCUGCUUUUCAUUCAGGUUUUCAGUUAAUAAUGAAAGAACAGUAGAAAGAAAUGCAUUGUGAAAUACAACAUGUGAGUUGUGGACACCAGCAUUUUGUUCAUGUUCUGGUAAAACAAGCAUAUUCGUUUUGUUUGGGUUUAAAAUAUGCUCUGGAAAUAAAUGCUACAAAAAUGAGUAGCUCUUGGCCAUUUUCAUUUUGUAAAAGUCGCUCUCACAAGGAAAAACCUUGGUGACCGCUGGUCUAGACUUAAGAUUCUGUUGCCUGCAAGUCUGCAGUCCCCAAAUGAGCAAAACCUUUGAAUUAAGACUUGUUUUUGUGUACAAUGAAAUUGCAAUAGAAAAAAAAUCCACAGUAUUCAGCAAUGGAAAACAUCACUUCAGACCCGAUUACCUUCUGGACCUGGAUUCUGUGGCCGAGGCCGAGGUCUGCACUUCCUAACGGAGCACAACUUAUGAAUAAAGACUUUUUUGGUGUGCAAAAUCAAGUUCUAAUAAAACUAU